This is a messenger RNA of Poecilia reticulata (guppy), 2007 nucleotides long. NCBI's taxonomy places the organism in Eukaryota, Metazoa, Chordata, Actinopteri, Cyprinodontiformes, Poeciliidae. The record is from RefSeq and is a predicted model, not a curated record.
UUUUCAGAGAAAGAAAGAAAAGUACUUCCAAAAGAGAGAGAAAAACAAUUUGAAAGACUUGGACUUCAGGAAAAAUCUCAAACAAAAUGGUCCCCAGCAGAAUUUCUUCAAAUACGUCAACCUGUGAAACAGCCUAAAAGUAUCUCAAAGAAAGAUCUAGCAGAUGCUUUUCUCCAGAAGUUAUUGAUGUUGGACUAUAGAGCCAGAUACAUCCCUGUACAAGAAGAAAGCUUUAAAGACAUAAGCCAGUCAGAGGUUGUUCAAGUGUCUGACAGUGCUGUUACAGAUGACGAUGACUUAGAUGCUCUUUUUACUACUAAUGUAGACAUAGAUCAGUCAAAAGAGAAUCAAGUCCACCCAAUGGAUGUUCAAAUGGCAGUAUUUCACUGCUCAGACAGCUUCCUUAAACAGAAAAUGACCACAAAGUUGUCACAGUGUCAGUAUGCCUUACCACUGCUUGUUCCUGAUCCUCUCUCAACAAAUAUUGAGUGUCCUUUGUGGACAUUCAGACAAAUAWCAAAAACRUGGAAAAUAAGCACAAUCAAAGAAAACAYWACYACUGUCACCAUGAAGAGCAUGCCRAUCUACAAAGCUGAGACUCCCAUGGUUUCAUUUUUCCGAUUGGGCUCCAUGUCUUUGUCCAAAUCUCAGCUGAUGAAUGCCUUGAUCAACGACCGYCAUGACACAUUYUUCCACAGAAACUGUMMAGGCAGCACCAAAUCUCGUCAUUUGAUGGACGGGGUGGCAGAGAUUGCCUGGUACUGUCCUGCUGGRAAAGACAAUGAUUUCUUUACUGACUGCAUUGCCUUCUGUAAUCUUCAUGGGGAUUCUCUAGCAAAUGUAAAACAGCGUGAAAUCCUGACUGAAAUGUCWUCAGUCAUUGUUGUUCUUGUGCCAACUCUGGAAAAAAGCCAGGAAAGUACUGCAGUCAUUUCUAUGCUUUACAAGUCUUCAAAACCUCUAAUUAUCCUCAAUGGUGACAAUGACUGUAGUGCAGUUCAGGUAAAACCUCAAAAAUACAAACUAGGGCUGAAAGAAAGAAGCCAGUCGGAUGUUACUGAAGAACUAAAAAAGAUUAUAAAAAGCCUUGUGUCUGGACCCCACACAUCCUUCCGGCUGGAAACUAUGGCUGAUGUCUCUGGGGUCAAAGUGGAUGAAGAUCAGGAAAUCUGCCAGAAAGGAAAAUCUGCUGCAAUGGACCUAGCUAAAUUGAUUGAAAGGAUGGACGUUGCCAAAAUCAAUGAUAAAUUUCUUCCCUGCCAAGGUCAACUUUGGUCCAACUGGUGCAAAAUAAAUAAAGAGUUGCAUCAUCUAAAGGGAGACAUUGAGAAAGAAAAAACCCAGAAGACUCAACAGCUGAUGGAACUACGAGAGAAACAGUGUGAUGCGUCCAAUAGUGAACUGAUGAGGUUGUUCACUCAGAGCCUCCAGAGUUUGCCUCCAAUAGAAAGAGAAUAUUUCCUGACAUGGACUCAGAUCCUCAUAGAUGCUCUCUCCACAAGUGAUCUUUCAUCAAUUCUCCAAAAAUAUGAUGAAACCUGGUCAGAGGUCUUGGUCCUGAAGAAGAAACAUGACAAAUCUGAUCUAUUAAAACACAAACAAACUGAGCUUGAACAGUUGUCAAAAAAGCUUCAAUCAGCAACCUUUGGUCUGGAACACAUCUUCAGAGAGAUGGGACAGAUCUAUGAAGCCCAUAAAUCUCUGAAUAAACCAUCACUGGGCCAACAGCCUGAUUGGACUAAAUACCCUGAGCUGGCUGCAGAUCUGAUGAUAUCAGGACACCCAAUGGAGCUGAUGGAUGGGGAUGCAGGCCAUGUGCCUUUAAUAUGGAUCUGCAGUCUUUUACAGGAAGUCAUCAAGAAACUUGGUGACCAGAGAGUCUUUGUGCUGUCAGUUCUGGGCGUACAAAGUAGCGGAAAGUCAACGAUGCUGAAUGCCAUCUGUGGGAGGGAAGUCCACCAAUGGCUCCUCCAAAUCCAGGUUAUAGUGAAAGUGUCCAAGAACUGA